Cordyceps militaris CM01 is the source of this 5343-nucleotide messenger RNA. RefSeq names its product gamma-glutamyltranspeptidase periplasmic precursor. Bases 1 to 5343 code for a protein of 1780 amino acids. The transcript has a single exon. Lineage: Eukaryota; Fungi; Ascomycota; Sordariomycetes; Hypocreales; Cordycipitaceae. The record is from RefSeq and is a predicted model, not a curated record.
AUGGACGUCCUCAACUCAAACUUGUCGGCGCAAAAGUAUGGCUAUGACUUGGUUGCAUCCACCAGCCAGGAGAGUAUCUCUGGCAUUAUGAUGCAGUCUAUUACCCAGGCUGCUGUGGAGGGAACAUGGUACUUUUUCCGCAGCAGCAACCCUGGCAGCACCUACGACAUCUGUGGCAAGGAGGAGGCUCUGAAGAAAACGAAUGGUAUUGACCCAUUUGACACCAAAAGAUUUCCCGAUAUUAUGUCCACAAAUGACGCAAAUUACACGGCCCUCUACGAUGCGGGACUCAGCUUUGCUUGCGAUUUCGUCCUGGGCCUUCCACUGGACAUGACGGGAGAUCAGCUCCCGCAGCCGUGUGUUGUUCUCGGCGAAGAGCAGGACAAGGUCCUUUUGAACGUCUAUUUUCAGACAAUCACUUUUGUUCAGACACGCACGGAGAGCGGAAGCCGGGUGUGGAGGCGGACAUGCCAGCAGCGCGGCGCUCCAUGGUAUGCCACCAUCAAGCUGAACAUUGUCCAGGAGGACAUGCCGUCCAUUGAAAAUGACUCUUAUUUCAGCCGAAACAAAGAGGCUGCCUCUGAGAUCAAGACAAAGGUGCAGGGCGGCGGCGGCUCUGAGCCCUCCUUUCGCCAAGUCGUUCUAGGCUGGAACAACUACGAUGUCAUCAAUGUCGAGUCCCAGGGCACUCCGGCAGACACCACCGGGAACCUCAUGUCUGCAUUACACCAUUCGGUGGCCAAGCUUCAGGGCGUCGGCCUGGCACCACUUUGCGUUCUCGCCAAGUCUGGUGCGUCGGAAGCUGCGUCGCUCGUCUCCGCGUGUGACUGGCAGGUGACUCGGUACGCAGGACAUGCCAACGUCUCAACGCUUGAUGUGCUCUGCAUGAUUGAUGGGCAUCAAUUGCCAGCUCGGCCUCAUCCCGACUUUGACUGGCACUGGAUGGAGCCAGGCGAAGAUGAGGGGCAAGUGCAUGGAUUCAUGUCAGUCAAUGCUCAAGUCAUCGCUGCCCUCAUGAAGGCGCAGUGUUGGGACAAGAUUGCAAAUACAUUUUGUGUAACAUUUCAGUGCCUAGCGAAUGAUGCUGGCUUGCUCAUGAUCACGUCUGGUCACGCGGAUCUGCCCAAAGCUUAUGUCCAACUAUGUCCCUCGCCGGGAGUCCUCCUGCAGGUUGACUACGUGACGCUGCACGAUGCCACCAACAAAGACACAAAGCUGUGGAUCGACUAUUCGUACAAACUCGAAAUCAAAAGUGCAGAAAAAUCCUUUACUGCCUCGCAGGACGUCACCGCACAUAUUACCAUCACCUACGAAUCCUCCCCCAGCACUUGCACAAUCACCGCUCAUAAUGAAGAUACAUACGACAUCUCUGUCAACAGUGAGGGUGAUUUAGCUACAAAAUGGAGGGAUGGCUCGGUUGUGAGCCCAAAGAACUCGUUUGUUUCCAACAGCGCAUGGCCAUCCUACUUUAAAUAUAGCGCGGAAGCGUGCGUUACUGUCUUCUACAGGGAUGAGUUCACCCCAAAGAUUGGAACCAAGGUCCUGGAUACCAUGCCGCUGAGCAAUCUGGGCAGUUUUGUCUUUCCAGGGGGCCAAGUUUAUUCAUACAACGACCCAAAAGUAUCCAAGUUCAACGAUUUACUCUGUGGAAUCACCUACCGUCCGCCAAGGGCCAUCAAUUAUGUUGGCGGGGACAAACUUGACAUACCCGAGGCGCCCGAGGCAGGCCGCCGCCCACCGGCAUCCCCUUCGUCGGGAAUGACUCUGACAUAUUCGUCGGAUCUUAUCCAAAACUACAUUCCAGGCAAAGCAGUCGACAUUGUUGGAAGCUCGAGCAAAUUCUUAGCUUUGCAGGCCAAGAAUGGCAAUUCCAUGAUCCUCACCGUCAACAGCUCUGGCGCGCUUACUAUCAUUCGAGAGCAGAGCAGUUUGUUCUCCAGUUAUAACAACCCUGACGAAAGUUCAAAAUUGGGCUGGAUUGCGUCGCCCCUGACUGAGCAGGGUAAAUCUGUCAUCAAUUUUGACGCUUCGCAGCAUGCCGUCACUGGUGCCAUCAACGUUGCCGUUGUCAUGGAAACAAGCAACCGCGAAGUUCUCUUCACCUCCAUUGGAAACUCCCACGAAGACUUUUCUUGGACGUCCAAGCCCAACUGGAAGCCGAUAGAAUACGAUGCAAAGCCGACGGCGCCGCCCAAGUUGCACAUUGCUGGCCUGCUCUUUGCCGAGGCUUCACAUGACUACCUCAUUGCGGAUAUUAACCGCCCCGAUAACGACUCGGCCUAUAUUGAGCGAUACCACAUAAAGUCGUCGCCGAAGCCGGGCGAGAAGCAUUGGAAUAUCCACGAUGUCCCGGGCGACUUCCUACGAGACAGCUUCCGGAGCUGCGUGGGCCGGUCAAAGGGGGAGCGCGUCGACGGUGUUUACACUUCGGGGCGAGAAGGGGGACGCGCAACAGCAGGCACCCAGCUUUGCUAUCAAGCCAUUGAGAAUAUUUACCAGCCCACAAUCCCAGCCCCGCCUUGCUGGCUCUUCCUGCCCAAAGGCCACGAAGCACCGCUGGCGGGUAUGCCCAUCGCGACAAUUCAUGUGGCGAGUUCGUCGUCGUCGUCGUCGAGGAAUACACCCACAGACUUGUACGCAGUCGCAAAUUCCAGUCUUUAUCGCUGGGGAGCAGAUAAUCAGAAAGAUAGAGCCCGUGGACAACUCAUCAUCUCGAAAAGCCCGCUGCUGUCUGAAACACAUACCCUGCAUGCCAUGGCUCAAGAUGGGAUUGCAACGAUCUGGGGGCUGAACAAGUCAAAGCAGCUGUUUACCGUAUCAUGCGAAGCCAAGUUGGUGUCGGAUCCAACCAAAUGGAGUGCGCCGAUUCCCGCAGCUCUCGAGAUUGAGCGGCUCUCUGCCUACGUCAAUGCCGUCGACGGGGGCAACACCAUUUUUGCGUUGUCACACCACCAGAAAAUCUUAAAGGAGGGAGACGCACGACUUUCUCAAUUCACAAAGCAGACAAAAGGCUCCAAACUAUGGAAAGCCCAAAACAUCAUGCUUCCGGUCCUCCCACACGAAAAGUCCAAGCCCAUCAUGUCCUACACAACGUCGAUUGCGGUCAAGGAUGAACACGGCCAUGGAGUCUCUGGGGCAAAACUGUCCAUCACCACUGCAUCGCGCACAUCAGUUUAUAUCAAUGGCCAUUAUCACAUUUUGAGUCGCGAGCCAACCACGGUGACGGUAGACACGGUCGGAACGGUGACCGUGGUCGAGGCGACAGAGACCUUGUCUGCGGCGGCUUUGACCGUGAAGCUGCAAGGCACUGGCAUGGACGGAGUGGAGGGCAACGACGCAGCAAGCGUGGAAAUAAAGCCACACGAUAACGCCUACACCAAGAUUCGAAAGCUGGAGACCAAAGAAGCAAUCCAGGGUGCCACAAUUCCCAAUAACAUUGUCGGUGGGGGAUAUUGGGAGACAAGCACGCAUAGGAGCCUAGUGUCCACUGGAAUGAAGGACGGUGUAGUGGACAGUGCAGCCGAAAUUAUCGGAAAACUCAACAAAUUACACACGGAACUUGAAGACUCCCCGCAGCGCGGAGCAGGGUCUGAGGAGGAGUAUCGAGUCCUACCAGCUGCACACUCGUCAGAAGCCAUGUCACUAAUGUCCGGUAGCCGCGGCUUCUUGACCGAAGUUGGAGACUUUCUUCAUGUCCUCUGGGAAUCGGUAAAGAACGGCGUCAAAGUGGCUAUAGAUUGGGUUUGGGAUAAAGUCAACAAGACCUACCGUGUGGUCAUGAAGUUUUUGAAUCAAGUCUACGAAGCCAUUGUGAGAACUGUAGACGACAUUGUUGCCGGAAUCGUUUGGGUUUUCAACAAGAUUGUCCACUCUAUACAGGAUGUUAUCGAAUACGUCAAAGUUCUGUUUGAGUGGUCGGAUAUCCGCAGGACCAAGGACGUCUUCCACAAGGUCGUCACGCUAUGGCUGGAUCACGAAGUUGGACAAAUAGACGAGGGAAAGGCUCUGUUUGACAAAGCCAUGGACGGCGCCAUCAAGGCAGUUGACAAGUGGGCUGGCUUCAACCAUGACUGGAAGCGCCUUGACGGAGCGGAGAAGAACACAUCAAAGCAAAACUCCAAGGACCCCGGAAGCGGCCAGACAGCAGCAUCGAGUCUGUUUCUCAACCAUAUGAAGAACAACAUUGGGGGAAUGGCGCUAACACAAAGCGUUGACGCAUUGCCAGAAAUCACGGCGUCCAUGAUGCGUGAUGUGACUUCGGAUCUGCCUGCACCUACAGCCGAUAAUGGGCUGCAGUCACUGUACGAUAAGCUGUGCGCACUGGCUCACGAGUUUCAGCAUUUGAGUGUUGAGGAAGUGUUGAAGAAGCUAUUUGCCAUCUUGGCCGAGGGUGCUCUCGUAGCAGUGAAGGCCGUUGCCGAUGCGGUUUUGACAGCCUUGUCAAAGCUUGCCAAGACGGCACUCAAGAUUCUCGAUAUGAAGAUUCACAUACCCAUCAUAUCGGAUAUCCUAAACGCCAUUGGAAUCCCAGACAUAUCAUUUAUCGACCUCUUCAUGUGGAUUGGUGCCGUGGCCUACACCGUGGUGUACAAGCUUGCAAACCAUAACAAGCCGCCAUUCUCCGAAGCGGUUGCCGAUUCCAUCACGUCCGUGUCUACUUGGGAUGCCCUGGUGAAGCUAUUCCAUCCAGCUGUGGCACAGGACCGUGCCAGUAUAGCAACAACGUUACCCAUUGACCGGAGCGCCAUGUUUCACGGCGGCCACGGCGCGGCGGGCAUCACAGGCAUAUCGAGGGCCAUCCUGCACACACUGGAGAUAGCGCAACCCUCAAACUCCAGCAGCUUGAUUUCGUGGUCGUCGGUUGCAGCCACAGUCAUCUCCGCCGUGCUUGCGGGCGCCGCCGAGUCCCUCGCCCCACGAUGCACCAUCGAGAACAAGGAUUUUGUUACGCUGAACAGGCUCGUCAUCGCCCACACGAUCCUGUGGAGUGUGACGUGUGCCGUGGCCGGGGACGACAUGUUGAAACCCAUUGCCAAGAGAACAGGCCUCAAGUUCAUCGAUGGUCGUGGCGCGGGGGCGGUUGUGGCCGCCAUUAUCCGCAUUCCCGCGCUUGUCGUCUCCGCGCACCACUUUUCCGAGCUCGCUCAGAAGCCCGCAUCGGCGGAGAAGACGGCGUCCAUUCUUGGAGAGGUUUCCGCCGUGACGUCGAGCAUCUCUACCCUGGCGUAUGCGGUUGCGGCGAAUACCAGCGGGCAGGUCAAGGCCGUGGCAGUUGUCGUCGUGGGUGUGAGUGAUGUGGCAACAGCAGGGCUGCAAAUCGCGGAAGCAGCGAUUCCUUAUUGA